This is a messenger RNA of Eublepharis macularius, 5509 nucleotides long. It is a transcript of the gene SOS2, whose product is annotated as SOS Ras/Rho guanine nucleotide exchange factor 2. The record is from RefSeq and is a predicted model, not a curated record. Gene Ontology annotation, cellular component: plasma membrane. Gene Ontology annotation, molecular function: guanyl-nucleotide exchange factor activity; protein heterodimerization activity. The coding region runs from base 88 to 4077 and encodes 1329 amino acids. NCBI's taxonomy places the organism in Eukaryota, Metazoa, Chordata, Lepidosauria, Squamata, Eublepharidae. Gene Ontology annotation, biological process: positive regulation of GTPase activity; Ras protein signal transduction. The transcript has 23 exons.
AGCCGGGGAGGGGGAGAGCGGCGGCGGCGGCGGCCCUCCUCCCGGGGGCCUGAGGGAGAAAGCCGAGGGGGGCCCGGAGGGGGGGCUAUGCAGCCGCCUCAGCCGCCCCCCUACGAGUUCCUCAGCGACGAGAACGGGCAGAAAUGGCGGGGGCUCCUCGUGCCGGCCCUGCGCAAGGUUCAACAGCAAGUCCACCCCAACCUUUCCGCCAAGGAAGAUUCCCUCUAUUACAUCGAGGAGUUAAUCCUACAGCUGCUAAACAAACUGUGCAUUGCGCAGCCACGAACUUUUCAAGAUGUGGAGGAACGAGUUCAAAAGACCUUUCCUCAUCCAAUUGACAAGUGGGCAAUUGCAGAUGCGCAGUCUGCUAUCGAGAAGCGGAAACGAAGAAACCCUCUCCUGUUGCCUGUGGACAAAAUACAUCCUUUAUUAAAGGAGGUUCUCGGUUAUAAAAUAGAUUAUCAUGUGUCCCUUUACAUUGUGGCUGUUUUGGAAUAUAUCUCAGCUGACAUCUUAAAAUUGGCUGGCAACUAUGUUUUCAAUAUACGGCACUUUGAGAUCUCCCAACAGGACAUUAAAGUAUCCAUGUGUGCCGACAAGGUGUUAAUGGAUAUGUUCGAUCAGGAUGACAUCGGUUUGGUUUCUCUCUGCGAAGACGAGCCCUCUUCUUCUGGCGAGCUCAACUACUAUGAGAUUGUCCGGACCGAAAUUGCAGAUGAAAGACAGUAUCUACGGGAGCUGAAUCUGAUCAUAAAAGUAUUUCGAGCAGCUUUCCUAUCUAACAGGAAGUUGUUCUCGUCUUGUGAUGUUGACAUGAUAUUUAGCAACAUCACAGAUAUUCAUGAAUUGACGGUGAAGCUCUUGGGGUUGAUAGAAGACACUGUGGAAAUGACAGACGAAAGCAGUCCUCACCCCCUAGCCGGCAGCUGUUUUGAGGAUCUGGCAGAGGAACAAGCCUUCGACCCUUAUGAGACCUUGUCCCAAGACAUCCUUUCACCGCAGUAUCAUGAACACUUUAAUAAUUUGAUGGCUAAACCCGCAGUUGCUUUACACUUUCAGUCAAUUGCUGAUGGUUUUAAAGAAGCAGUCCAGUACGUCCUUCCGCGGCUCAUGUUGGUUCCUGUUUAUCAUUGUUUCCACUACUUUGAGUUAUUACAGCAAUUGCAGGAAUGCAGUGAAGAGGAAGAAGACUGUGAAUGCUUGAAACAGGCCAUCACAGCUCUGCUCAAUCUCCGGUGUAGCAUGGAGCGUAUUUACAGCAAACACUUGCCCAGACGCCGGCCUGGGGAACCAGUAUCUUGGUUUUACAACCGCCAAGUAAGAAGUAAGCACCUUGCCAUUAAAAAAAUGAAUGAGAUCCAGAAAAACAUUGAUGGCUGGGAAGGCAAAGAUAUCGGUCAGUGCUGCAAUGAAUUCAUAAUGGAAGGGGCCCUGGUUAAAGUAGGAGCCAAACACGAGCGGCACAUAUUUCUCUUCGACGGCUUGCUGAUCAGCUGCAAAGCUAACCACGGGCAGUCCCGGCUCCCGGGCUACAGCAACGCGGAGUACCGGCUCAAGGAAAAGAUUGUCAUGCGGAAAGUCCAUCUAGUUGAUAAGGACGAUACGUGCGAAUAUAGGCACGCCUUUGAGCUGGUUUCCAAAGAUGAGAAUUGCAACAUGUUUGCAGCCAAGUCUGCUGAAGAGAAGAACAGCUGGAUGGCGGCGCUGAUCUCCCUCCAGUACCGCAGCACCCUGGACCGAAUGCUGGACGCCGUGCUGUUGCAGGAAGAGAACGAGCAGCCCCUGCGGCUACCCAGCCCGAGCGUCUAUCGCUUUGCAGUAGAAGACUCGGAGGAGAAUAUUGUCUUCGAGGACAACCUUCAGACCAGGAACGGGAUCCCCAUCAUCAAAGGCGGGACGGUGGUGAAGCUCAUCGAGAGGCUGACGUACCACAUGUAUGCAGAUCCUAAUUUUGUUCGCACUUUUCUUACAACGUACCGCUCCUUUUGUAAGCCGCAAGAACUCCUAGACCUGUUGAUAGAACGGUUUGAAAUCCCAGAGCCUGAGCCAACAGAAGCAGAUAAGCUGGCCAUUGAGAAAGGAGAACAGCCGAUCAGUGGAGAUCUUAAAAGAUUUCGCAAGGAAUACGUCCAGCCAGUGCAACUCAGGGUAUUAAAUGUGUUCCGGCACUGGGUAGAGCACCAUUUUUAUGAUUUUGAGAGAGAUCCAGAACUGCUUGAUAGAUUGGAGACAUUCAUUUCAGGUGUAAGAGGCAAAUCCAUGAAAAAGUGGGUGGAAUCCAUUGCAAAGAUUAUCAGGAGGAAAAAACAAGCUCAUGCAAACGGUGUUAGCCACAACAUAACGUUUGAGAGCCCCCCACCCCCAAUUGAGUGGCAUAUCAGUCGCCAGUUUGAGACAUUUGAUCUCAUGACACUGCACCCUAUAGAGAUUGCUCGGCAGCUGACUCUCCUGGAGUCUGAUCUCUACAGGGCUGUUCAGCCAUCAGAACUGGUUGGGAGUGUGUGGACAAAAGAAGAUAAAGAAAUUAACUCUCCUAAUCUACUGAAAAUGAUCCGGCACACAACAAACCUUACUCAUUGGUUUGAAAAGUGUAUCGUGGACACUGAGAAUUUUGAAGAGCGAGUGGCUGUGUUGAGCCGAAUUAUAGAGAUCUUGCAAGUUUUCCAAGACCUGAAUAAUUUUAACGGAGUGUUGGAGAUAGUCAGUGCAAUCAAUUCUUCCUCUGUGUAUAGGUUGGAGCACACCCUUGAGGCAUUACAGGAGAGAAAAAAGAAAAUUUUGGAUGAAGCUGUGGAGUUGAGUAAAGAUCACUUUAAAAAAUACCUUGCUAAGCUGAAGGCAAUCAACCCGCCCUGUGUGCCUUUCUUUGGAAUAUACUUAACUAAUAUUCUACAUACAGAAGAAGGGAAUCCCGACUUCCUUAAAAGACAAGGGAAAGGAUUAAUCAACUUCAGUAAGAGGAGAAAAGUGGCUGAGAUCACAGGAGAAAUCCAGCAGUAUCAAAACCAGCCUUACUGUUUACGGGUUGAACCAGAUAUACGGAGGUUCUUUGAAAAUCUCAACCCUAUGGGAAGUGUCCCAGAAAAAGAGUUUAUGGACUAUUUGUUCAACAAAUCACACGAGAUUGAGCCUCGCAACUGCAAGCAGCCCCCUAGAUAUCCUAGGAAGACAACAUAUUCUCUGAAGUCUCCUGGAAUAAGGCCCAAUACAGGAAGGCACAGCUCCACCUCUGGCACGCAGCGGGGCCACCCAAUGCCUCUGGAAAAGGAGCCAUAUAAGAUCAGUUUCAGUAGGAUUACGGAAACCGAACAGGAGUCUGCAGCAUCGGCACCAACCUCGCCGAGCAUCCCCUCCCCUCCGCCAGCUUCUGCGUCAUCAGAACUCAGUGUGUUCCUAGACAUCGAUCUGAACAGUUCUUACGGUAGUAACAACAGCAUCUUUGCACCGGUUCUCUUGCCACAGUCAAAGUCAUUUUUCAGUUCAUGUGGGAGUUUGCACAAAUUAAGUGAGGAGCCCCUGGUUCCUCCUCCACUUCCUCCCCGUAAGAAGUUUGAUCAGGAUUCUUCUGCUUCAAAGGGUGGUUCCAAAUCUGAUGACGAUCCUCCUGCCAUCCCACCCAGGCAGCCCCCUCCUCCCAAGAUACAGCCACGAGUCCCAGCUUACACCGGUCUGUUAGAACAGCCACUGCAGAGUCCUCCACCACCACCUCCCAGAGACCCUCUUCCCGAGACCCCCCCUCCCGUACCUCUUCGUCCUCCAGAGCACUUUGUGAACCUUGCAUUCAACCUCCAGCCACCGCCCGUGGGGCGCUUCCACAGAGAUCCGGACCGGCUCCGUGAAGCCAGCACGUGCCCGAACUCCCCAAGCACUCCUCCAAGCACCCCGUCGCCUCGAAUACCCCGUCGCUGGUGCAUGCCCAGCCCGAGUCCCAACCACCUGGCCGCUCCCCCAGUCCCACCACGCCAGAAUUCCAGUCCUCAGCUACCAAAACUGCCACCAAAGACUUACAAGAGGGAACUCUCCCACCCUCCUUUGCACAGACACUCUUCGCUGGAGAAUGCGGAAACGCCUCAAUGACCUUGGCCACAGUAGUCAUUGACACUGGAAUGUUAGCUGUAAAGUUCCAAUUUUCUUCUUAAUUUAUUCCAAGAAGGCAGUGGAUUUCAGUACUUUGGCGAGUGCCGCAGAGACCCGGAGUGGUGCUGAUCGAGACUGAUGCUUGGAAAUUGGAACAGCCAGAACCAGUCCACCUCCUCACCUUCGUAAUCAGUCCAGCCGCUUCAUCCUCAGGGGAUCAGCAGCACUGCCUUCUCUUCAUCCCUUCAGUGCCCACAGUUUUGCCAGUACAAAGAGCAUCGAUUUUGCACUGUAAACGACACACUACGUGAAUUUUAAACUGACAUCCGUUUAUUGCACUGAGCCAGAAUGGUUCGCUGGUGGGAUUCCCCCACACACACAAUUGGAGCACGAGCGGCCUUUUCUACAUGUGUGUUUUUUUUUCCCCAAGGGCAAAAUUCACUGGAAACCUAGGCAGGCUUCACUGAAAGGAGUGGGCGCUCUGCUGUACUUACAUGCAGCUCCAGUCUUUCAAGAGAGCUUCUUCAAAAGGGGUUCCAGUGGAUUGUGCCUAGAAUGGGUGGAAUUUCCACCCAAGCAUGAAGACAUAGUAUAUCAUGUUACUGGUUUUCCAAGACCUCUUUGCCCUACUUGCCUUUAAAAAACCGUUGCAUAAAUGUACGAGGCUUGUGAAAGACGUGACUGCUCUUCUCAGAUGUUCGUCAAUACCGUGUCUUAAUUUGCAUUGAUUUUGCUGCUGAAGAGAAUGAGAAAGGAAAGACAAUAGUUAUCCUUCAGAGUAUAUCAUGAGGCUUCUGGUUAUGUAGGCAAAAUGGAAGUGAGGACCGUGCCUAACCCAGUUAUCAAAGAGUAUUUAGCAUGCAUUACCUUCAGUUGUGCCUUUCUUUCAUUUGGGCAGGCAGAGGUGUCUUAAGCUAAAAAGUUGCCUGCUGUUUUUGCGAACAAAGCUAGCGCUUCAUAUUAUGUACAGUUGUUUAUAGUGUAUAUUUACAGAUUAAUAACCUGUAUACAUUUCUGUGACUGGAGGCCUAUUCUGCAGUCUUAGUUCUGAGCGCCCUUCACAGUUGUGAGCAUUUUCCUAUCCAUAGGAGAAAAUUUUUGCCUUCUAGACAGACUUUAAUGGACUUUUUUAACGAUUUCACUUCAAUUUCAUUAUGGGGUCCCUUUUGGAAAACUGGUGAUGUUUUAAGCCAGCAAGCACCAAACAGCUUUAUUUCGUGUUUUUGAAAUGGAAAAGGCAAGGGAGACGUUCUCUUGCCAGCAGUACAACAACUCAGCGCUCUUCAGUUGAAGCCGGCACAGAAAACGUGUCUGGUCCAAGUACUGUAGUAUCCAGGAGCCUUUUUCUUGACUGGUCUGUGGCCAUUUACUGUGCUUUGUAUCAGAGUUCUUAACCAGAUUAAUAAAUCAACCCGGUCUUAAUUUUUAAGAA